Brassica rapa (field mustard) is the source of this 2277-nucleotide messenger RNA. Its product is annotated as probable protein phosphatase 2C 43. The record is from RefSeq and is a predicted model, not a curated record. Lineage: Eukaryota; Viridiplantae; Streptophyta; Magnoliopsida; Brassicales; Brassicaceae. Gene Ontology annotation, molecular function: cation binding; protein serine/threonine phosphatase activity. Gene Ontology annotation, biological process: protein dephosphorylation.
UUAUGGACAUAUGGUUGAUAAAUAACAAAAGUGUACAAAGCUAUAGCCGUAUGAACAUGCGAUGAGAAUUUCAACACGCCACAUUUUGUUCAACGAGGGAUUAAAUGAACUAUAUUUGUCUACAUAGUUGACCGGAAUUAGUAACCAGCCAGCGUCACCCUUUUGAAGUUUGGAGUCGACUUUCCUUUAAAAAAAAUCGUUUUAGUUUGCUAAUUUAUCUACAGAUUUUUAUUAAGUAAAGAAUUAGUUAGCUUUGAUUUAAAUAACAUAACUAACAAUGUUGGCAACAUACAAAUAUCAUUUUACGCCUCUUUACAAUUUUUUUAAAAAUUUAUUCGGUCAUCAAGUGAGGUAAAGAGCCAUACACGGUGGCGGUGGAUUGGUAAAGAGGCCAAGUGGUUCAAAAGGUUGCACUCAUGUUUCCCACGUGUAACUCGCCACUGGCCAAAGUACAAUAUUAAUUAAAAUCUUUUGUCUUAAUUGGGGUAUUCAACCACCAAUUUAACAGAUAAGUGUGGUGGACACAUGAGCAUCAUGCAUUUUAAAAACACCUAUUUAUAGAUAUUUACACUAAUAAGAUAUUUUUACCAAAAAUUAUCUUAAAACAGAAUAUAAUAUUUAUAUAUUAGUGACAUAUAUAUUCUCAACAUAUUCAUGUAGAACUUCUUUUUAUUUCUUUAAUACUUCCCCCAAAAAAAAAAAAUUAAAAUGCGUGCAAGCAGAGCUUCUUCACUCACCCAAAAAUGGCUGCUUUUGACACAGCUUUGUCUUCUGAAGGAUCUCGUAAUCAGAUGCGUACGUCAGUUCAUCAGAAGAGCUAAAGCGAUGCUUCUGAGUCAAAACGUCGUCGUCGUCGAGCCUGCUGAGAUCAGUGUCGUCGUCGACGUUAAGUCGUCUCAACAAGAUCUCAAUAGCUUUCAGAUUGCUCAAGUUCGAAUCCGUGACUCUGUCUGUAUCGAGAUUCCUGUUCCUGAAGAAACGCCUCUGUUAGGAUCGGUCAAGACUUGUUCUGUUACUGAAGAGGAUGUUACUGAGUUUGUCCCGAAGAUAAGUUCUGGGAGUUAUGCGGAUAAAGGCUCGAGGGAGUACAUGGAAGAUGAACACAUAUGCAUAGACGAUCUUUCAUCUCAUCUUCCCUCUUCCUUCUUUAGAUUCCCUGUUCCCGUUGCUUUCUACGGUGUGUUUGAUGGCCAUGGUGGAUCUGAAGCUUCUCAGUACAUCAAAGAGAAUGCAACGAGAUUGUUCUUUGAAGACGAUGUGUUUAGAGAGUCUCACUUUGUUCUGAACAACUUUUUCUUGCAAGAAGUGGAGAAGUCUCACCGGGAAGCGUAUAGGUUAGCUGACCUCGCCAUGGAGGAUGAAAGCAUUGUUAGUGGUUCGUGCGGAACAACCGCAUUGACAGCUCUUGUGAUCGGGAGGCACUUGAUGGUUGCUAACGUUGGUGAUUGUCGGGCGGUGCUAUGCAGAGGGAAAGCUGUAGAUAUGUCGUUUGAUCAUAAGUCUACGUUUGAGCUGGAGCGGAGACGGGUGGAGGAGUUAGGAGGGUACUUUGAAGGGGAGUAUAUAUACGGUGAGCUCGCCGUAACAAGAGCUCUUGGAGACUGGUCACUGAAGAGGUACUCUUCCUUGGGAGGUUCUUUGUCGCCUCUCAUCUCAGACCCGGAGAUUAAGCAGGUGGUUUUGACCGAGGAAGAUGAGUUUUUGAUAAUGGGGUGUGACGGUGUUUGGGACGUGAUGACGAGCCAGUAUGCUGUUACGUUUGCCAGGCAAGGUCUGAGGAGGCACGGUGACCCGAGGAGAUGUGCGAUGGAACUUGGAAGGGAAGCGUUCAGGCUUAACUCGGCGGAUAAUGUUACAGUGUUGGUCAUCUGCUUCACGUCUUCGUCUUCAACUCCCCAGAGGAGGAGAAUACAGUUUUGUGUUUCUGAUGAAGCCAGAGCCAGUUUGCAAGCGAUGCUACAAGGCUAACGUGUUUGUGUGCGGUCUUGAGGGGGACAAAGUGUAUAUAAAGAUAGAAAGCAGAGAGCAAAGAUUGUUUGAUGACAUUUAACAUCUCUCUCUGAUAUUGGAUGAAAUAAAAAUGAAGCAGACAAAAAAGGAGAAGAUGAAGUGACUUACUUGUGUUUUGCUGUUUUAAAUGUGCAUAAGUGUUGUAGCCGUUUUUGAUCUGUGUUUGAUUGGCUAUUUUCUCCAGUAGAGGAUUAGUGAGCACUUAUGUACAUAAUAAACUGAUUUAAGAAUAAAGGCAAAUCCAGGUUAUAUAAAGUUUUAUCUCUC